Messenger RNA from Lathyrus oleraceus (garden pea), 726 nucleotides. RefSeq names its product peroxisomal adenine nucleotide carrier 1. Gene Ontology annotation, biological process: peroxisome organization; fatty acid beta-oxidation; ATP transport. Gene Ontology annotation, cellular component: peroxisomal membrane. Bases 1 to 726 code for a protein of 241 amino acids. The transcript is spliced from 2 exons. The record is from RefSeq and is a predicted model, not a curated record. Gene Ontology annotation, molecular function: ATP transmembrane transporter activity; ADP transmembrane transporter activity. Lineage: Eukaryota; Viridiplantae; Streptophyta; Magnoliopsida; Fabales; Fabaceae.
AUGGAGGAUCAGGUUGGUUUGACAGAUGAUUACUGGCCACUCUAUGCUGUUGCCGGCGGUGUUGGGACUGCCCUUGGAUGGAGUUGGUUGUUGUUGUUGGGUUCGCGUGCUAUCCAGAUGAUGAAGGUGUCUGUCCACAUUCUUACCACUUAUCUUGCUGUCAUCAGUGUUUUGUGUUUUUGGGCUCACCAGUUUUUCUGGGGUGUUGUUUUUGCUAUUGGAGCAGCUCUGCAGUUUUUGCUGUACCUGGAAAAAAGUGGAUAUAAAUCCAUUGGAACAAGAGCAAACUUGUUAAUUGCUGCUGUUGUUGGGGCUGUCACAGCCGUUACAACUCAGCCCUUGGAUACAACCUCUUCAAGGAUGCAGACAAGUGCCUUUGGAAAGUCUAAAGGACUACUGAAAACUCUUACCGAGGGCUCAUGGAGUGAUAUAUUCGACGGCCUUAGCGUUUCCCUGCUUCUGACCUCAAUGACUGCAAUUCAGUAUACAGUGUUUGAUCCGCUGAAGCAGCGAGUGCCGACGAAUAAACAAUGCACCGCGGAUAUGACUGUGUUUGUGCAAAAUCUUCUACAGCAGAUGCAAAUUUCCAGUUCCAAGCCGUUAACCUGCAGUAACAAUAAUUACCAAACAGUGAAAUUCCAAAAAAUCCCAAAUUUGGAAUUGGGACAAAAGCGAUCAGAAAAGCAUAUGUUCAAAAUUACCGUUUCGAAAUCCAUCAUCAGAUAG